Molecule: messenger RNA, 8296 nt
Organism: Oncorhynchus masou masou (cherry salmon)
Lineage: Eukaryota; Metazoa; Chordata; Actinopteri; Salmoniformes; Salmonidae
Product: membrane-associated guanylate kinase, WW and PDZ domain-containing protein 2-like
Exons: 17
Coding region: 368-4510 (1380 amino acids)
Biological process (GO): signal transduction
Cellular component (GO): cell-cell junction; cytoplasm
Molecular function (GO): protein binding
Source: RefSeq, a predicted model, not a curated record
ACCGUAGUGAAUACACUGUAAUUCUGACCCGUGUUCCACUAUUAGUUCCAUUAGUCUAUGACAGCCCGCAGCCGUAGAGCCGCUUCACCACUAUCGCGCCGCAGAUACACUCUCUUUUCAAAUCUUACCAGCAACAUUCAAUAUCUAUUUGCCUGCGCAGUGCAAUGGAUUUUAACCGGGGUUUCUACCUAUCUAAUAUCAUAGAGCAGCAGAGCCUGCAGUGACCGGUCAGGCAGCGGUACACCAAGGUACCAAUCAAUACGACUGGAGACUUCAGAGAAAGGAUAUAUAUAUAUAUAGCUGCCUAUAGCUGCUACGAGGAAAAACGUCGCGGAGAAGGAGGCUGGAAUUAUGAAGGUUUGCCACCAUGUCUAAGGCCACAGCGAACAAGCUGCACUGGCGUUCCAAGGUGCAGGAGAGUUUUGUUCCCCUGGGAGACGGGUCUGGAGAGCUGGGUGUUGCCAUCGGGGGCGGCGCUGACUACGGAGAAUUCCCUUUCGUCACCGCAGCACCGGGAGGUUGGGCCACGGUGGAUGAUGUCAUACUGGAGAUCGGGGGCACGCCAGUCCUGGGCAUGACGCUAGGAGACGUGAGAGGGGUCCUCAACUCAUGCCCCCAUCCCAUACGGAUUAAAACGGUCUCUCCAGGCUCUACUCUGUGUAAGGACCUCAGGCUGUACCUGAGCAAGUGCUUCACUCCAGGAUCCAUGGACAGCCAACUGCAGCAGGUGAUCAGGGAGAAUCUGUACCUCAGAGCUGUCCCCUGUACGACCAGGCCGCCUCGCCACGAGGAGAUAUCAGGAGUGGACUACAAUUUUGUCUCCAUAGAAGAGUUCUUUUCCCUGGAUGAGUCUGGAGCCCUAUUGGAGAGUGGCAAGUUCAAAGGUAACUACUACGGGACGCCCCGCCCAGUCCACAUUGGCCCAGACAGCCCACCAAUCACGUACCAGGAACACCGGAACGUGCUCCGGAACUUCAGGACGCGCAGCAAGUCGCUUAGCAACCUGGAGAAGGCUGUGGAGGAGGGAGAGAACAGUGAGGAGGACUCUGGUCUGUCAGCGGGGUCAGUAGGUGCCAGCAGUGCCCCACCCACAUCCAAAUCUCUUAGCCAAUCGUGGGAAGGCAGGGAUGGCGUUGGAGAGGAGAACGGAGGGAGCGGCAUCGCCACUCGAGGCGGAGUGACACUGCCAGAGAACUGGGAGCUGGCCUUCAGUAACUCAGGAGAGGCUUACUACAUAGAUCACAUCUCUAAGACAACCAGCUGGCUGGACCCCAGAGAUCAGAGCAGGGAGAUCCUCAGCGAGACAGACAUACCUGCUUUCACGGACCAGCCAGCAGAGCUGAAGGGCUACUCCAUCCACACCCGUCUGUCUAAAGGGCUGCAGGGUUUCGGCUUCAACAUAGUGGGAGGAAGCAGGCACAGAGAGUUUCUCCAGGUCUACAGCGUUACACCAGGAGGACCACCUGCCCUCAACACAGCUGAUAUCCUGGUCUACAUCAAUGACAGCUGUGUCCUGGGUCUGUCUCAUAAAGAGGUGGUAGAGAUGUUGAAGUCUGUCCCCAUGGGUCACAGUGUGGACGUUGUGUUACGGAGAGGCUAUCCCAUGCUCUACAACCCAGACGGCUGUCCCAAACAACCCCUGACCUCCUCUCCUCGGGAAGCCCUCAGCGCUGCAGCCACUCCUCCCUCCACAGCCACUGCCCUGUUCCUUUCCUGUCCCAGCCCUGCUGAGCCCCCCCACACCCACCCCCCCGGCCUGGCUAACCUCAACCGGACCCUGUCUCAUCACAACGGCAACUAUCUCAGAGUGGUGGGAAACUCGGGGUCGGGGCUGGACGCUAACGGAAACGCGGCAGCACUGGUCUCCGCACCACCCUCCUACCCGCUGUCUAACGGUGUCCCGGGCUCUUCUGCCAGCUCAGCCUGUGCCCCCUCCUCCUCUCACAGUAGGGGCAUCCCCCCUCCUCCCCCUCCUGAAUCAACCUCCGCGUCCACCAGCCAGAGUGACUCAGAGGCCUUGGGUGGAUGGACACAAAGAUGGUCUCUGAUGCGCUACAAUGGUAACUCCCUCCCCACCUCCUCCUCCAUGGUCCACCAUCGGAGUGACCUCUCCACCUCCACCCUGCCCAUCUCCCUGUCCAAGACGGAGGUGGGCACCGCCACCACUCCUGGUGCCCCCUGCCAGCGGCCUCCCGUGCCCCAGACGUCCCUCAUGGCCGGCCCGCCUACGGAGGUCCCCCCUUGUGGCUUCAACGGCUGCCCCGCCAGCGCCCACCCCCGGGUGAGCCACAGCCCGACCAGCGAGGGUGUACCUGUAGGGUCUGGAGGAGGGGAGCUGCUCCCUGUGCCCCUAGGGAGGAGUGAGGGGGGUGGGAUGGGGUUCAGUGUGACGGCGGGGGGGAAGGGGGGGCAGCUGGCCCUGGUGAAGAGGGUCUGGGACAGAAGGCAGUGCUCCUCCCUGCAGACAGGGGAUGCUAUAGUGAAGAUCGAUGGAGCUGACGUGCAGAGUCUCAGCUUCGCUCAGAUGCAGAGGGUCCUUCAGGAGCACAUCAAGCAGGGAGAAGUAAUGCUGUUGGUUUACAGAGGAGGGUCCUUCCUCUCUCCUGUCUCCCCUAACCUCUACAAACCCUUCCCCUCUCCGCUUGGCCCCUCUUCCCUCUCUCACGGCCUCCCAUCCCCAUCCGACUUGCCUUCCACCUCCACCUCAGAUGCCUUGGUGCCCCUGCACCUCCCCCCAAGCCACAGUGGCCUCGCCCCAGCCUCACCCUCCACUGAACUCCCCUCCUUGGUCCAGAGUACCUCCUUCCUGGACUCAGUCCCGGUAACCAUCACCCUGGAGCCCAGGGACUGGCUAGGGAUGGAGGAGGGUGGUGACCCUGGGCCUCCAGCCAUGCCCCCUGGAGGUGGGGGAAGAGGGAGGUUGGGGCUGGGGGCCAUGGCCAAGGGCCCGGUGGACGGUAGAAGGGGAAGGGCCCGGGUGCCAGUCAUGGGUCAGGAAGUGGAGCUACGGAGACGGCCAGGGGAGGGGUUUGGCUUUGUCAUCGCCUCACAGGACCUCGCCAAUGGGGCCUCGCCCAUGCUGUCCCAUAGGUUUGUGACUGUGCGUCGGGGCAGCCCUGCGGCCCGUUCAGGUCAGGUCCAGCCCGGUGACCAGCUCGAGGCAGUGGAGGGGCGGUCCGUUGUCACGCUGCCUCACAGAGACCUGGCACAGAUACUGAGACGGGCCGGAAACACACUCAGACUCACCAUCAUACCAAGACUUAACCCCAACUCCUCUAAUCUGUCAGAAGGCCCAGAGUUAGAGGCUGACGGCAGGACAAGGAAAAGCCACAGACGAAGGCCCAAGGUGAGGCUUCAGCAGGACCAGCGUUACUAUAGUGUAGACCUAGAGAGAGGUCCUACAGGUUUUGGCUUCAGUCUGCGGGGAGGCAGUGAGUACAACAUGGGCCUGUAUGUCCUGGGACUGAUGGAGGGAGGACCUGCCUCGCGCAGCCACAAGAUACAGGUGAGUGACCAGCUGGUGGAGAUAAAUGGUGACAGUACAACAGGAAUGACCCACAGCCAGGCCGUAGAGCAGAUAAGAAGAGGGGGACAUCGUAUACACCUGGUACUGAAGAAAGGAAACGGAUACGUCCCGGACUAUGACCAUGAUCCCAGAUCAGUCUCCUUCUCUCUCUACCCAGAGGAUGCGGGUGUGGCUGCAGUAGAUAAGACGCACUCCCUGCCAAGGAAGAGUGAAAGGAUGGAUAGAGGAGGAGGGGAGAGGCAGAGUAAAGGAGGUAGUCUGGGGGGAAUGAGGAGCAGAGGAGGAGGUACCCCUGACACAGACCUGGAUUGGCCGGAGGAGGAGGGUCAGGUGGUCAGUCAUAGAGGUGAGAGUUUAGGGGAUAAGGACAACGGGAAACGCACCCAGAGUUUACCCAAGAACAGACAGGAAGUAGAGGAGGAGGAGGUGAGGCCCAGCGAGUCCAAACAGAGGUCAAAACAGCAGAGGAGCAGGGAAAUGCAGAGUAAGGGGAAGAAGAACAGGAGAGAGAGGGGAGAUGAGACAGAGGAGCUUCCCAUCAGAAACACAGGUGAAGGUAAGAGGGAAGAGAGGAGGAGGGAGAGAGAGAGAGAGAGGGAGACGGAGGUGGAGGAUUCUAGACCUGCAGAGAGAGUUCCCUUCUCCUUCCUCAAGCCGCUGCAGGAUGGAGAGGCUGAGCUGUCUGAUGCAGAGUCAGGGUCAACAUGCACCUCCGGAGACAGCUUCUCUGACCAGGUCAGCCUGUCUGCAUCUAGCAUCUUCGGUUCCACCGCCCAAGACCCCAGAGACCAGAGAGGAGACCCCUGGAGCACCCAGUCAUGGCUCCGGGCCAACCAUGCAUCCCACACCCCAGGCCCCUGGAGCAGCACACAGCCACAGAGGGCCACCUACAACAGUCCCUGUAUUAAACCUGACCUGCAGAUGUCUCAGGUUUUGGUGGGACACAGACUGACAGGAAACAAACGGAGAGGUCUUGACCUGUAGAUGAUAGAUUAUCCUGUUUAGAGGUUUCCUGGAUUAUUUACUCGUAAUUCCAGAAUUUGUCCAACCAGGAUUUCUAGAAAACCUGGGAAUUUACCUCUUGUCUGGGACACCUCCCUGACCACUGCACCACCCAAUGACCUGUUAUCCCACCACUUGACCGGGACACAUUAUCAUACCCAUGAUUCUACCUACCUAACACCAUUGCCUAUAGAGGUCCACUAUCAUAUUGGAGCUAUAUCAUAAUGAGUGGUAUUAUCUUCAACAUAAUCAUUGUCAUCACAACUUUUUUUAUAAUGGAUAUGCAAGUAACAACAACAUCAAACAUCUCCUCAUAUCAACCCUCUCUACAAACCAGACAGCAGCUACAUCAAACAUCUCAUAUCCACCCUCUCUACAAACCAGACAGCAGCUACAUCAAACAUAUCCUCAUUUCAACCCUCUCUACAAACCAGACAGCAGCUACAUCAAACAUAUCCUCAUAUCAACCCUCUCUAGAAACCAGACAGCAGCUACAUCAAAUAUCUCCUCAUAUCUACCCUCUCUACAAACCAGACAGCAGCUACAUCAAACAUCUCAUAUCAACCCUCUCUACAAAUCAAACAGCAGCUACAUCAAACAUCUCAUAUCCACCCUCUCUACAAACCAGACAGCAGCUACAUCAAACAUCUCAUAUCCACCCUCUCUACAAACCAGACAGCAGCUACAUCAAACAUCUCAUAUCCAACCUCUCUGCAAAUCAAAAAGCAACUACAUCAAACAUCUCAUAUCCACCCUCUCUACAAACCAGACAGCAGCUACAUCAAACAUCUCCUCAUAUCAACCCUCUCUACAAACCAGAAUGGAUUGUUAACACCACCUAGAGGCUAUAGUGAUGUAUUAUAAUAUGAGGAGCGCACCACUAUGUUAACAUUAUAAUAUUCCACUUUCUUUAUAUCAUAUCAUGUUUGCAUUAUAUUUUACUGUAGAUGAUUUAUUAAAUUUUUUUGGUUGUAAAAAUAUUUGACUGAGAUUUAGAUAAAUGAUUUGCCUCCUGCUUGCUUAUCGUGGAUUGUAAAUUCACCUCUUUCACAUGAAGUCUUAGGAUGUGGUGUUACAGAUGUCUGGGGGACAGUAAUUUUGUCGUCAUAUAUAUAGUUGAGAAAAGCUGGUAACUUUCCCCAAAAUCUUGUUACAUUCCCCAAAUCUCCUGUUUUUUCCAGUAAACCCUAUUGGAAGAUUUCUGGAAUCAGGAUAAGCAGAACUCCUGAAACCCUCCAAUCAGGAAAACCUGGACAUUUUGGGAACGUUACUGUUAUACAGUUGAAGUCGGACGUUUACAUACACUUGGGUUGGAGUCAUUUAAAACUCGUUUUUCAACCACUCCACAACUGUCUUGUUAACAAACUAUAGUUUUGGGAAGUCGGUUCGGACGUCUACUUGGUGCAUGACACAAGUCAUCUUUCCAACAAUAGUUUACAGACAGAUUGUUCACUGUAUCACAAUUCCAGUGGGUCAGAAGUUUAUAUACACUAAGUUGACUGUGCCUUUAAACAGCUUGGAAAAUUCCAGAAAAUUACGUCAUGGCUUUAGAAGCUUCUGAUAGGCUAAUUGACAUAAUUUGAGUCAAUUGGAGGUGUACCUGUGGAUGUAUUUCAAGGCCUACCUUCAAACUCAGUUCCUCUUUGCUUGACAUGAUGGGAAAAUCAAAAGAAAUCAGCCAAGACCUCAGAAAACAAGUAGUAGACCUCCACAGGUCUGGUUCCUGGAUCAUCCUUGGGAGCAAUUUCCAAAUGCCUGAAGGUACCACGUUCAUCUGUACAAACAAUAGUACGCAAGUAUAAACACCAUGGGACCACACAGCCGUCAUGCCGCUCAGGAAGGAGACGCGUCCUGUCUCCUAGAGAUGAACGUACUUUGGUGUGAAAAGUGCAAAUCAAUCCCAGAACAACAGCAAAGGACCUUGUGAAGAUGCUGGAGGAAACAGGUACAAAAGUAUCUAUAUCCACAGUAAAACGAGUCCUAUAUCGACAUAACCUGAAAGGCCUCUCAUCAAGGAAGAAGCCACUGCUCCAAAACCGUCAUAAAAAAGCCAGACUACGGUUUGCAACUGAACAUGGCGACAAAGAUUGUAAUUUUUGGAGAAAUGUCCUCUGGUCUGAUGAAACAAAAAUAGAACUGUUUGGCCAUAAUGACCAUUGUUAUGUUUGGAGGAAAAAGGGGGAGGCUUGCAAGCUGAAGAACACCAUCCCAUCCGUGAAGCACGGGGGUGGCAGCAUCAUGUUGUGGGUGUGAUUUGCUGCAGGAGGGACUGGUGCACUUCACAAAAUAGAUGGCAUCAUCAGGCAGGAAAAUUAUGUGGAUAUAUUGAAGCAACAUCUCAAGACAUCAGUCAGGAAGUUAAAGCUUGGUCGCAAAUGGGUCUUCCAAAUGGACAAUGACCCCAAGCAUACUUCCAAAGUUGUGGCACAAUGGCUUAAGGACAACAAAGUCAAGGUAUUGGAAUAGCCAUCACAAAACCCUGAACACAAUCCCAUAGAACUGAAAAAGCGUGUUCUAGCAAGGAGGCCUACAAACCUGACUCAGUUCCACCAGCUCUGUCAGGAGGAAUGGGCCAAAAUUCAGCCAAUUUAAUGUGGGAAGCUUGUGGAAGGCUACCUGAAAUGUUUGACCCAAGUGAAACAAUUUAAAGGCAAUGCUACCAAAUACUAAUUGAGUGUAUGUAAACUUCUGAUCCACUGGGAAUGUAAUGAAAGAAAUUAAAGCUGAAAUAAAUAAUUCUCUCUUCUAUUAUUCUAACAUUUCACAUUCUUAAAAUAAAGUGGUGAUCCUAACUGACCUAAGACAGGGAAUUUUUACUAGGAUUAAAUAUCAGGAAUUGUGAAAAACUGAGUUUAAAUGUAUUUGGCUAAGGUCUAUGUAAACUUCCGACUUCAACACUAUAAAGGUUAUAUACUGUAUAACUGCACAGUUGUAGAGACUAGUGAUUUAUGAGUCUCUACAGAUCUCUACUGGUGCCUUUCAUUUUCUAGCCAAGCCGCUUUUAACCAAAUCGAGUAUUGACAGUGAAGCUUUUACAAUGGGUACAUCUAAAAUCACACCCUAAUCCCUAUAUAGUGCACUAUUUUUGACCAGAGAUGGUUGAAAGUAGUGCCCAAUGUCAGGAAUAGGGUGCUAUUUUGACACAUUCUUUACCCAGUUGAACAAAUACUUUAAAAGCAGACUCUAUUUGAGUUUUUUUUAAAUACUCAGAUUGAACAGUGGGUGAAUUGAAGAUGUGAAUGAACACAGUGUAAAAUGUUCCUUUAGAAACACACAUUAGUACUUAGCCACGUAUCUAGAAUGUAUUGAUUGUUGGUGCUGUAGUACUGUAUACAUCAUGCUACACUACACAGAGACGUCCUAUCAGAACUGUCCCCUGCCAGUCUCUGAUGCUAAUCCAUAUCCAGAACGCACAUUACGUUACGAUUUACAAAUGCUACAAUGUCAUCAUUCUGUGAUCCUUCCCCAUUUCAGCUCCGCCUGUGUUUCAGUAACCAAGAAUAUAAUAAACAAAGAACAGACCCAUCACAUCUCUCUCCCCUCCUCCUUCUCCCUCCCUCUUCCUUCCCUUCUCCCUGCCUCCUCCUCCCCUUCUCCCUCCCUCCCUCCUCCUCCCACAUCCCCCCUCCAUCCUCUCUUCCCCUCAUCCUUCCUUCCCUCCCUCCUCCCCUAAUCCCCUCCUCCCCUUCCUCCCCUAAUCCUCCCUCCUCCCCUUCCACCCCUAAUCCACCCUCCGUCCCUCCUCCCGUCCUCCUCUCCUCCCUCCCU